GUUGCUGACCUUCGGGAGGCGCGCAGAGCACCGUCGCCUCGUUUCCAUGGUUACAGUCUCCCGUGACAAAUGUCUUGCUCCUGCACGCGCUCAGGCUCGUCUCGUCGCCACGGCAACCCAGGCGCUCAAAGUGGUAGAGGCCGGAGCCCGAGCCGAACUGGGAGUGCUGCAGCGCCGUGCCGAUGUCGCUGUCCGGGAGACACCCAAACCCGGUGAGAACAUCCAAUCGCAUCGCGUACGCCAGCAGUGGCUCCGCCUACCUCAACCCCAGCUGCCUGCAGAUGACGCUGGCGUCUCUGUCGGACCAGUGAGAGUCGCACACCGCCCCCCACUGGCCGUUCAGGUAGACUUCCACCCGCCCGCUGCUGGACGACGAGCCGCCCACCAGCCGCGCCGCGCCUGAAGGUCAGAAAACCAGAAGGCUAACAUCCUUACACCAUUGCAAACCUCCAUUGUGACACCCUCUAAAAAAUAAUGGAAGGAGCCGGAACAGAGAAAUGGAAUGCGGGCGGAUGAGUGAAGCACAAGAAGAAAGAAAGAAAGAAAGAAAGAAAGGCUCCUUUGCAUCAAAACAAUGGAGUCAAAACCACAACUGAUGUCACUUGUGUAUCGCGCGUGAGCAAGAAAGUGGUAGCUGAGGAUGUUUGACAGCUGUUUGUCUCUUUUUCCGGAAAUCAGGUCACACUCCACAAGGGGAAGACACCAAAGGUGACUUCACACCAUCACGCUGGUCUUGCAAGGCGAACAUGAUCCCGUGCUGCGUUCAGGUACGGCCUACAUGCAAACUAGAUCGAGUUCUUUGUUUUCCGUAGAUGACUUCUUCCUGCUCUUUAUCUCUCCUGCUGCACGCCGCCAUGCCUUCAAGCCAUGCAAAGCCCAGAUGGCGGAGGAGAGAAGAUGGAUGCAUGGCUGGGUGAAGUGGGAAUAACACCAGCGACAAGCAGACCUCCAGCUGGCUGCUGAGCUGGGCAAGUCCUUGCUGGAGAGGAACCAUGAUCUGGAGCAAGGUCUGCAGCAGAUGUGCACCAACAACCAGGAACAAGUGCAGGAGAUUGAGCACCUGAGCAAGCAGGUGGACCUCCUGAGGCAGGUCAACGACCAGCACGCCAAAGUCUACGAGCAGCUGGACGUGGUGGCCCGGGAGCUGGAGCAGAGCAACCGCAAGCUGACUCAGGACCACAGGACGUCCCAGCAGAAGAUCCACAGGCUGACAGAAACGGUGGAGCAGCUGCAGGCGCAGGUGGAGGAGCUGCAGCAUCAGCUGGAGGAGGUGAAGCUGGGACCUUCUCUGCUGGCUCAGGAAGGACAAUGGAGGACACGUAGAGCUCAGAGUGUGAGCUGCCUGGAGGAGCUGCAAAGGCCCCCAGAGGAACCUUGUGGCGAGCAGGAGUGUUGCGGCGUGCAGCAAUGGCACGAGGAGCAGCAAGCGUCGCUGCGGCACUCUCUGCGUCGCCUCCAGACUCAGUACGCCGGUGAACGCACCCGUCGGGAGGAGGCGGAGCGAGAGGCGGGGCUCCUAAAUCGGGAGAAUGCGGCGCUCGAGCAGCAGCUGGCCGGAAUGGAAAGGUGCAAAGUGCGAGUGUCGGAGUUGGAGCGCGAGGCGGAGGAGCUGCGUGGCCUCUGGAAGUCUCGAUCCUUCGCCAGGUGCGACUCGGAAGAGGAGGAAGAGAUGAGCCGGCGUCCUUUCAAGCGCUGGGCCAGCGAGCGUCUGCUGAAGGCGCACGACUCCGCCAGGGAGCACGAGUACUGCUGCGCCAGGAGAGCUCAGGUGGUCAAACACCGCGGCAUCUCGCUGCUCAACGAGGUGGACGCCCAGUACAGCGCCCUGCAGGUGAAGUAUGACCAGCUGCUGGGACGCCUCAGCCAGCAGCGUCACGAGGAGGAGGAAGAGUGUGUGAGUCCCAAGGAGGUGCAGACUCUCACCGUGGACUCUCUCACCGUGGACUCUCUCACCAAGGACAACCACGUCCAUCAGCCCGAGUACAAACUACUUUUUAGAGAGAUUUUCUCUCGCCUCAAUAAAACCAAAGAGGACCUGAUUGAAAACAGGAUGAGACGUCCUGCAGGCCAAGUGGUGUCACUGCGGUCAUGUGACUCCUAAUACACUUUAUUAAUAUUACUUCUCUCUACCUCCAUGCAGAGGAACAUGCAUGCUGCUUCCUGAAACUUACUAACUUAGCAAUUUUAGGGAAAAAAAAAAAGUUAAUGUAACUUGAACAUUUGUGAUUGUGUGAAGAAAGGACAAAAGAAAUGUCUCUAAAUGUAAUAUUCCACUAAUUCUUCUUCUUCUGGUGCACCUGCUCUACUUGACUUUGUCAUCUUCACACCCAAACACUUUUUACACUAACUGUCAUCACCUCUCAUUCCUCAUGAAAUAUUAAACAUGAAUUCUAUCAUCUA
Nerophis lumbriciformis (worm pipefish) is the source of this 2400-nucleotide messenger RNA. RefSeq names its product cerebellar degeneration-related protein 2-like. NCBI's taxonomy places the organism in Eukaryota, Metazoa, Chordata, Actinopteri, Syngnathiformes, Syngnathidae. The record is from RefSeq and is a predicted model, not a curated record.